AUGGUCGAACGCCAGAAGUCUAAUGGAGCACCUCACCAGCGACUCAGUGACGCGAGGAACAGUGAAAUAUCUGGGCCCGAUUAUGGGAAAUGUCAGACUCAAGGAGAUGGCUUUUAUCUGAACUUUGAACAUCCUUGCACAUUAGCACAGUACGUUACAAUCUACGGCAGCAAACUACUAAUCUAAUCUAUAUCUCCCGAAUUGUAAUUGUAGACGCUUGAAGAAUGUAAAGCAAAUAAAAAAAUAAAUAAAAAGAACGGUCUGGCACUUUCUUUGCUAGCCUUAAACCUUAUUUUAGUUUGUACCUAAAUCUUUCAUCUUAAUAACGUACUUGAAAUGACAAAAUAACAGUGAAAUCUUUGCUCAAACGCCGCAUUGAAAUGGGAAUUUUCUUCAAUUGUUGCUUAAAAUGUCGCCACGUUGCAACAGCAUAAUAAACGACCAAGGCACCAUUCACAAGUAAGAAUGCUGUAGUAUAUGACGCAUAAAUUUUGGAAGUUAUGGUACUCUGAAAAGAUUUAUUCAGUUUUGAAAAAAGUUGUGUUAUUUGAAGAUUAUCGCUGUCUUCUUACUCGGUCAACAACCGUAAAAGUAGGUAACUCAUUGUCGUUGACAUCACAUUCCGACACAUUUCCAAACACAAUUUCUUUAUAACUAUUGCCAUCUUCAAAGUUGUAAACGUUUGUCAUACAACCAGCAGUACAAAAUGCAAUAACAAGUGCCCAUCUUUUAUAUAUCAACCGUUUUGUAAUCGCAAACUUGUAUAGUAUUUGAUAACGUAAGUUAAAUUGCAACACAGGAGCGCAUGCCGAUAAGGAAAAAGUAAUAAAUCUUGUAACAAACAAUACGUACUGUAUAGUUUUGUUGACGUUAUAGAAAAGUAUUGUAUCAGUGAAGUAAAACACCAGGUUACCUCGUUGAACGAUUUGCUGAAAAUACACUUUUUUUAAAUUUGUAAAGAAAGGCCACGUCGGAUCACUUUUUUUUGAUUUAUGAUGAGCCUUUGAAGUCUUGGUUUGCGCUUUGGCCGGCUUAAUAUUAAAAUAAUAUAAAUUUAUUCAAAAUAACCUUUAAAUUAAGUUUUUUUACAAUUUUUGUAGUUCAAAAUCUCUUGUUCUGAAACCCAAACUUAGCGCCCGACCCUACUACUUACCAUACCAAUGAAAAAGUCUAUUGCACUUUGAAAUAAGUUAAAACUAGCAGCCAAACUUAGUAUUGUACCAUAAUUUUUGAGCUUAACUUUUUGUUUGUAGCACAAAAACAUAACGCUCAAAUUGCAAACAAUAGAUACAGCAUAAACAAUGUAAGGCCAGUACCGGUCAAAGGUCAUAAUAAAACCUCUGUUGCACAAAUCAGCAACAUUUGCCAUUUACUUUGUGCAUCAAGACCUUUAGUUUACGUAGCUUAAAAGUUUCCAAUUUUUAAUUAAAACUCAAAUCUUGAAAAGUAUGUUACACCGCUGUAAACAACUACAAUAAGACGUUUUGAGAAAAUAAUUGAGUUGUAGGAAAUGGAACUAUAGAAAUAUUAUACAAAAUGAUGUUUUUGUAGCGUUUUGCGUGUUCUGUACUUUUUUUUAAAACUAUUUGUCACGGUUGUAAGUUUGAAGACAUUUGUGUUCUCAAUACAUGUUAAGGCGUUGGAAUAAUUUUUAAGCCUACCCACAGGCUUCGGUUUCGACUCUUGGUUUUAGGUGAGUCGGCUCGGUUCGAUGCGUUUCGGCAUUUUGCAAAACAAGUCUUUCGUUGCAAGACCUAAACCGGGGCCUCGGGGUUUUGUUUUGUGCCUCGGGUAUCGGGUUCUAUUAUAUUAUAUAUACAUGUGCUGGAUUGAUCCAAGAACUUUUAAUUUUCAUCUGUUUAGUCCGUUCUAGCUCGGUUCGGCUUAGUUUAAAUUAGACCGGCUUAGCCCAGUUAACUCCAGUUUAGUCAAAUCUAGUAAUCAGCCCAGUUCAGCCCAUCCCAGCUUAUUCCAGUUCAAUCCAGUCCAUUCCAGUCCAGUCUACUCUAGCCUAUCAAAUCCCAGCCCAGCCCAGCUCAGCUCAGCUUAGCUCAGUUCAGCUCAGCUCAGCUCAGCUCAGCUCAGCUCAGCUCAGCUCAGCUCAGCUCAGCUCAGUUCAGCUCAGCUCAGCUUAG
Bursaphelenchus okinawaensis is the source of this 2135-nucleotide messenger RNA. Lineage: Eukaryota; Metazoa; Nematoda; Chromadorea; Rhabditida; Aphelenchoididae. The record is from the annotation of a GenBank genome assembly.